AUGGCUAGUGAGGAGAGUUUCGUAGUGUUGGUUCACCACAGAGGAUCCAUUAAGAGGAAAACUCGUUCCGGUGUGAAGUUCACUAAUAAGGAUCCUCUCUGUAUUAUCGUCAGGCCUACGACGAGGUAUGAGGACCUUGUUAGCUCUGUACUGCUGAAACUUGGUCUAGAAGGUGUGAAACGGGUUAAGAAAUUUUUUUAUCGAAUUCCAAUCACGGUGCUCCAGGAAACCGUGAAGUACGAUUGUUUCACAAUCGGGAGUGAUGAGGACUUGCAUAUCAUGUUUCAUUGUCGCCGGCAGUUUCCAGAGGUGAGGACACCAGAACUUUUGGCAAAGUUGGUUGACGCGGUGUCCAGCUCGAGGGGUUCGAACCGGAAUACCACCACUUUAGCCACGGUAGCCGGUUCUAGCUCCAGACGAGCCGUUGCAUCUUCCUCCGUCCCUGCGUACGAGCCACCCGUCCAACCCGUCGUCUCCCCUUCGUUCGCUGUUGAUCUCAACGGCAGUGUAGGCGACGAGGUCGGAGAAGGGGAAUAUCUGCGGACCUCUUUACAGUGUGCUGUACCGGCUGGGGUUGGAGAUGGAUUCUUGGAUGAUCCAGAGAACGAUGAUGUCGAGCCGGAUAUGAUUGCUGAUGACAGUGGCGAUGAUGUUGGAGCAAGUGAGCCUGCUGGGACGGGCGGUGGUUCUAGCUCUGGCACGCAGCAGUACCCUCCACAUUUUUCCUCUUUGGACUUGGAUGCCAGGAGGCAGGAGGGGGUUCCUGGGCAGCCCGCUGGAUUUGGCACUAGAGAUGCUGAAGGGUCUGCAGGUCUGACAGAGUUUCAGGUUGGUCAGCAAUUUCUGGAUAAAGAAGAGGCCCUCUUAAGUGUCAAGACUUACAGCAUCCAUCGAGGGGUACAGUACAAGGUCGUGGAGUCUGACUAUCGCCGGUAUGUGGGCAAGUGUUCUGAGUUCGGCAAUGGGUGCACAUGGUUGAUUCGGCUUAGUCUCCGACAGCGAAAGGGAGUUUGGGAGGUCAAACGUUAUAACGGACCGCAUACUUGUCUCGCCACCUCCAUUUCCAGCGACCACAGGAGUUUGGAUUACCACGUGAUAUCGGCAUUCAUUAUGCCAAUGGUUAGGGCUGAUGCAUCCAUCAGCAUCAAGGUGCUCCUAAAUGCCACCGCCACACACUUUGGGUUUAGGCCAACUUACAGGAGGGUCUGGUUGGCGAAGUAG
Molecule: messenger RNA, 1221 nt
Organism: Arachis stenosperma
Lineage: Eukaryota; Viridiplantae; Streptophyta; Magnoliopsida; Fabales; Fabaceae
Exons: 1
Coding region: 1-1221 (406 amino acids)
Source: RefSeq, a predicted model, not a curated record